CCGCAUCCUAGGCACCUCGGACUCUUACGACGCUGAUUGAUAAUCAGCAACUUACUGAUUGACGGGGAGGAUUCAGAAACCGGAGUUAAGUCCAUCCCCCCGGGACGGAAUUAAAGUCGAGGUCGUUAAGCGUCGGGCAACAGAGCUUGAAUGUGGUUUGACAUCAAGUUCUACGAGCAGUGACUUUUUAUUGUGCUUCACCCCCGCUUCAUCCCAACAAACCCGCCAUCACCGCCCGAUUGCACCAACUUGCCGUAUACAAGUCAGCUUCAGAUAUCAAGAUGGCCACCAUCGCCAAAACAGUCGUUGCAACUGGCGCCUCCUCUGGCCUGGGCUUCGAACUCAUCAAACAGCUGCUCAACAACCCCUCUGCCCAACCGUACCGCUUCAUCCUCGGCGCACGCGAUGUGCCCCGCACCCGGGCCGCCUACGACGCGCUGCAGUACGAUACCACCCGGCACAGCCUGACCGUCCUGCCGUUGGAGCUCUCGGACCUGGCUACCACCCGGUCGUUUGCCCAGCAGACGCUGCAACGGCUGGCCGGCGCUGAGUCCGGGAACGGGGCGCGGUUGGACUAUCUGUUGUUGAAUGCCGCUAUCUCGGGCGGCAAAGAGGCGGCAAAGAAGGGGGAAAUGGAUGGGUGGUGUGAGGCGGUGGUUGUCAAUCAUUUUUCACAGCAUUACCUGGUGCAUCUGCUGAGGGAGAAACUGGUGGAGUCGAAGGGGAGGGUGGUGGUGGUGUCUUCUGGUGCGAUAAGAGGAAUCAAGGAUACCGAUUCCCUUGAGCGCGAUCUCAAAGCAGGGGCCUCCGACAAUGCCCAGCUUCUGUACGGUCAGACAAAGUUUGUCCAGCUGCUUGGGGCGCACUGGUGGCGGCGCCAGUUGAAGGGGCAGGCAACUAUUGUUGCUGUCUCGCCGGGUCUCAUCCCGGAUACCGGGCUCGGCAGGGGUGCGGGGAUGAAAUUGAGCAUGACUAUGCCUGACGCAAAGACGGUUCCUGAGGGAGCACAAAGUAUCCUCGGCGCUUUCACGCGCGACGAUCUCCCUGAGGAUCAGGAGCAGAUCUUCUUGACCAGCUGGGGGGAGUGGUGGAAUAAGGAUGUCUACAGCCUGGCCCUAGACCAAGCGCUGCAGGAGAAGUGGUGUCCGAGCAAGGAAGUGAUUGAGAAGGAAGCAGGGCUGUCUGGCUGAGCCGUCUCUUGCGGCAGUUAGGGGACCAGAGCUCUGCACGGUGGCGGCUGACCAUGGAAUACGGAUGAGCUGUGUAUCCUCUUGUCCUGUCCUUCAGUUUAAAAGUCCAGAUACCGAUACUUCCUGUAAAAUGACAGGGAGUUGAAUCAAUCUCGG
Molecule: messenger RNA, 1346 nt
Organism: Parathielavia appendiculata
Lineage: Eukaryota; Fungi; Ascomycota; Sordariomycetes; Sordariales; Chaetomiaceae
Product: NAD(P)-binding protein
Exons: 5
Coding region: 282-1190 (302 amino acids)
Source: RefSeq, a predicted model, not a curated record